AUGGGUGCACUCUUUGCUUACUCUGCCUCUGUCCAGUUAAACGACCCUGAUUGGUACUUUUGGUUCCCUCUGUACACUGGUGCCUGUGCUGUAAAUCUGAUGAACGUGGCAGCAGCUACCUCCAAUCCUGUUUCCAGAAGGAUUGCAGAAGUGACUUUGUGGGCUGCCCUAUUCCUGUUCUGCAAAGUUGUGGUGGAGGAUCUUGCCACUGGAACUGCUGGUUUAUGGUCUUUGGAUCUGAGGGAGAGAGUUGUGAGAGAGAAAAUUGGGAGUGGGAUGGUUUUUGUCUCCAUGGUUUUGCAUUUUAAGGCAUUUCCACUGCCUGAGGCCGAAGGUUUUCAGCUUUGGACUCCCUUCUGUUUUCUUCAGAGUUAUGGGUGGUGGAGAAAUGAAGUUCGAGUGAUAGUGAAGUAUGAAUGGAUCAUCAUGUCGUUCCAUCGAUCGACCAUGUCACAAUGGUUGAUAUUCAGGCUCCUCCGUUCUGGGACUUGUAGUAUAGUUUACCUUGUGAUAGAAUCAAGGAAACAACCCUUACACAGAGGGGAUUGUACUGAAAGGAGUCAUUUUAUGCAAUGCAAUAUCAGAAUUCCUGCACAAAAGAAUGCCUGCCCUGCCCAAAACAAGAUAGCCGCUAGAAACCCCUUCAAUAAAUAA
Linum tenue is the source of this 654-nucleotide messenger RNA. NCBI's taxonomy places the organism in Eukaryota, Viridiplantae, Streptophyta, Magnoliopsida, Malpighiales, Linaceae. The record is from the annotation of a GenBank genome assembly.